AUUUUAGCAAUUACAACUGAUAAUGCAUCUAAUAAUAAUAUAAUAUUUAGAUAUUUUGCUAAUUAUUCUCAAGAUCUUUUGAAAAAUCUUAAAGCUGAAGGACUUAAUAAAAAUAAAAUUUUAUUAGAUAAUGAAGAUAUUAUUUCUACA
This is a messenger RNA of Cetraspora pellucida, 150 nucleotides long. The record is from the annotation of a GenBank genome assembly. Lineage: Eukaryota; Fungi; Glomeromycota; Glomeromycetes; Diversisporales; Gigasporaceae.